Capsicum annuum is the source of this 336-nucleotide messenger RNA. RefSeq names its product craniofacial development protein 2-like. The coding region runs from base 1 to 336 and encodes 111 amino acids. Lineage: Eukaryota; Viridiplantae; Streptophyta; Magnoliopsida; Solanales; Solanaceae. Gene Ontology annotation, biological process: chromatin remodeling. The transcript has a single exon. The record is from RefSeq and is a predicted model, not a curated record. Gene Ontology annotation, cellular component: nucleus.
AUGAAGAUUAAGUUAGUCUUUGGGGGUUUUACAUUGCAUGUUAGUAGUGUUUAUGCGCUGCAGAUGGACUUGAAAGAGGAGGUGAAGGCGAGAUUUUGGGAAGAUUUGGACGAGGUAGUGAGAAGCGUGCCUAGCGCGGAGAAAAUCGUCAUAGCAGGGGACUUCAAUGGGCACAUUGGGAUCCUACCCGGAGGUUAUGACAAUGUGUAUGGUGGUUUUGGCUUUGGUGUUAGAAAUGGCAAGGGAGCGGCCCUAUUGGAUUUUACGAGAGCCUUUGAGCUGGUGGUUGUGAACUUGAGUUUCACGAAGAAGGAGGAUCACCUAAUUACCUUUUAG